AGCUCAAAGAAAAACAAAGUGGCUAAAAAUAAGAUAUACUACAUAACAAAUCGUACUUCCUAACUUAUGUGAUAAUCUUGUAAAAUAUGAUAGCAUCAAAUAAAGUCAUCAAACACAUAUAUUCUAGUUUGGCAGCGAUGAUGGCCACAGCAAAAGGAAGCGCAUCCAAUGGCCGAAAGUUCGCUGAGGGCACGCAGCCUUUCACAGUGCUAAUUGAGGGAAAUAUUGGCAGCGGCAAGACGACAUUCUUGAACCACUUUCAGAAAUAUGAGAAAGACGUCUGCCUGAUCACAGAGCCCGUUGAGAAGUGGCGUAAUGUGAACGGUGUUAAUUUGCUUGAAAAAAUGUACAAAGAUCCACAGAAAUGGGCCAUGCCCUUUCAGUCAUACGUCACACUAACGAUGCUUCAAGCCCACACGGCAGCCACUGACAAAAAAUUGAAAAUCAUCGAGCGCUCCAUUUUCAGUUCACGGUAUUGUUUUGUUGAGAAUAUGUAUCGCAAUGGAUCCCUGGAGCUUGGCAUGUACAAUACGCUGCAGGAGUGGUACAAAUUCAUUGCCGAGUCGAUACACGUGCAAGCUGAUCUGAUUAUUUAUUUGCGCACUUCGCCUGAGGUUGCAUACGAACGCAUACGACAGCGUGCACGCUCCGAGGAGAGCUGCGUACCCCUAAAGUAUUUACAAGAAUUGCACGAGCUGCACGAGGAUUGGCUAAUACACCAGCGCCGUCCACAACAGUGCAAGGUCCUUGUGCUGAAUGCGGAUCUUAAUCUAGAGAACAUAGGCACCGAAUAUCAGCGCUCUGAGACGAGCAUUUUUGACGCAAUCUCUGGUGCGCAACAGAACCAGCCGGCAGCUGUGCUCGUGUCGCCCAGCAAACGCCAAAGGUUAUCCAGUUAACCAAUGAUUUAACACGAGUUGGCUAAUGACUCCAUUUUAAUUUGUUAGACCGCGAUAAGUUAAAUGCUAGUAAAUGGAAUCGUAGCUGAAAUUCACCGAUUCUUU
Molecule: messenger RNA, 1004 nt
Organism: Drosophila arizonae
Lineage: Eukaryota; Metazoa; Arthropoda; Insecta; Diptera; Drosophilidae
Gene: dnk
Product: deoxynucleoside kinase
Biological process (GO): nucleobase-containing compound metabolic process
Cellular component (GO): mitochondrion; cytoplasm
Molecular function (GO): ATP binding; deoxynucleoside kinase activity
Source: RefSeq, a predicted model, not a curated record